UACCAAAAGUAUCAACACCUUUUUCUGAAUAGGAUGGGCAGUAAAGUGACUGAAAAUAUCCUAUGGGCCAAAUUGGCUUCUUAUGCGCCCCUGUCCUUUAUAUAUAAGAAAAUUAACUAAGAAUUAAUGAAUAAAAAGAAAUUCAUAAGGAAAAAAUAUAUUUCAGACAUUUAUGAUCACUGAGCAAAUCAUUUCUAAAGUUUGUUUUGGCUUCCUCUUUAGUGGUGUUUUUAUCUUUGAUGAUUUAUCGUUUGGUUAAUAAUUCAUUGAAUAGCAUUAUUGAUUGUUGAAAGAUUCAGUCUAUUAAUUAAUAUAAAUAUACAAAUAUUCAUAUUUAAAUGUAAACAUGGCAUUAUCACCUAAUCAAUUCUUUCAUUUACCGGAUGAAAUUCUUUUGAUUAUAUUGACACACUUAAAUCCUAUUGAUGUGUUUAAUUUAAGAGAUUUAAAUAGAAGAAUGGAUAGUAUUGUAUAUGAUGAAGUUAUCACAAGUAAUUUGACGUUAUUUAAAUGUUUGUCACAUGAUGUUAUUUGUCAAAUUAUAUAAUGAAUUAUUGAAUUUAUUCUAUUUAAAAAUUUUACCAGAAAUUCAUUACAAGAUUCAAUCACUUAAUGUUGAAUUAUUUUCUAUGAAACCUAUCUUUCUUGCUACAACUUAUCCUAAUCUAUAUAAACUUAGUUUAUAUCAUGUUGAUGAAAAUGCGGCUUUUUUCUAUUACAGAGUAAGAAGUUCGAUAUUUAGUUUUUUUUGUUAUUUUAUUUAUUUAGAUAAUAAUUCAUUUUUAAAUAUAUAUACAAAGCAAAUAACUUCAUUUAUUAUUAGGUUUAAUAAUAAAUCACAACGAUUAUUGAGUAAUUUAUUACCUGUUAUAUUCACAUUAAUUUUUGAAAUGUUUACGAAAUUAGAUUAUUUAAAUUUUACCGCAAAUUUAGGUGAUCAUCAACAAAUAUCAUUUGAAAUUUCAUCACCACCAAGUAUUGUUUCUGCAAAUUUAUUAAAAUUAAAUAUAAAUAUGGAUAGUUUUAAUGAUUGUCUGUAUUUACUUGAUGGUCGUUUUAAAAAUCUUCAUACAUAA
Molecule: messenger RNA, 1076 nt
Organism: Rotaria sp. Silwood2
Lineage: Eukaryota; Metazoa; Rotifera; Eurotatoria; Philodinida; Philodinidae
Source: the annotation of a GenBank genome assembly